Molecule: messenger RNA, 1815 nt
Organism: Glycine soja
Lineage: Eukaryota; Viridiplantae; Streptophyta; Magnoliopsida; Fabales; Fabaceae
Product: cytochrome P450 90B1-like
Exons: 8
Coding region: 198-1664 (488 amino acids)
Biological process (GO): sterol metabolic process
Molecular function (GO): monooxygenase activity; oxidoreductase activity, acting on paired donors, with incorporation or reduction of molecular oxygen; iron ion binding
Source: RefSeq, a predicted model, not a curated record
UUCACACUUUCAUUAGGCCCGAUUCCAUUGAAACACCUGCUUUUGUAAUUUCACUAAGCCAAAAAAUAGAAGCUCCUUUUCAUCAAGUGUGAGACCUUUUUCCUCAUCCUGUUGCACACUGCACAUGCAAGUUUCAUUUGUUUCUUUUUUCUUUUUUGCUUCAUAGAGAGAGAGAGAAUCAGACAGGUUUAGCUCCCAUGUCAGACUCACACCUGAUCACUUUCUGUUUUCUUUCUUGUUCCAUCCUUGCUCUUAUUCUCAUCACCUUCAUUUUCACCAGAAGAAAGAAACCAAAGUUUAAUCUUCCCCCUGGCCAAAUGGGGUGGCCCCUUCUUGGGGAAACCAUAGGGUAUUUGAACCCUUACCCUGCUGUUACACUUGGAGAAUUUAUGGAGAACCACAUAGCAAGGUAUGGUAAAAUUUACAAGUCAAACUUGUUUGGGGGGCCAGCCAUAGUGUCAGCAGAUGCAGGGCUGAAUAGGUUCAUAUUGCAGAACGAUGGGAAGUUGUUUGAGAUCAGCUAUCCUAAGAGCAUUCGUGAUAUACUCGGGAAAUGGUCUAUGUUGGUCUUAGUAGGGGACAUGCACAAGGAAAUGAGGAACAUUUCACUCAACUUUCUCAGCAAUGCUAAGCUCCGAACACAUCUUGUCAAAGAGGUCGAGAGGCAUGCCCUUCUCGUUAUUAACUCAUGGAACAAUAAUUCUACAUUCUCCGCUCUACAAGAAGCCAAAAAGUUCACCUUCAAUUUUAUGGCGAAACGUAUAAUGAGCUUGGAGCCUGGGAAUCCCGAAACAGGACAAUUGAGGAGAGAAUAUGUGUCUUUCAUGAAGGGUGUUGUAUCUACUGCGCCUUUGAAUUUGCCCGGAACAGCAUACAGGAAAGCAUUAAAGUCUAGGGGUGCCGUAAAGAAGAUUAUAGAGGGGAAAAUGGAAGAAAGGAACAAGAGGAUCCAAAAGGGUAACGCAAGUUUGGAGGAAGACCAUGAUCUUCUAAGUUGGGUUAUGACGCACACAAAUCUUUCAAAUGAGCAAAUACUUGACUUGGUAUUGAGCUUGCUCUUUGCUGGCCACGAAACCUCAUCGGUAGCCAUAGCUCUAGCUAUUUACUUCUUGCCGGGUUGUCCUCGAGCCAUACAACAAUUAAGGGAAGAACACGUGGAAAUAGUCACUUCAAAGAAGCAGACAGGGGAAGUUGAAUUGACUUGGGAUGAUUACAAAAGAAUGGAGUUUACUCACUGUGUUGUGAACGAAACACUUCGAUUAGGAAAUGUUGUGAGGUUUAUUCACAGGAAGGCUAUUAAGGAUGUUCACUACAAAGGUUAUGAUAUUCCAUGUGGGUGGAAAGUCCUUCCGGUGGUUUCAGCUGUGCAUCUCGAUCCUGCACUUUUUGACCAACCUCACCAAUUUAAUCCUUGGAGAUGGCAGGACAAGAAUAAGAGUGGAAGUUGCGAAAACGCGAAUGUUAACAUGAACUUGAUGGCGUUUGGAGGAGGACCAAGGAUGUGUGCGGGAUCAGAGUUAGGGAAACUUGAAAUGGCUGUGUUCAUCCACCAUCUCAUCCUCAACUACAACUGGGAACUUGUUGGAGAGGAUCAACCUAUUGCAUACCCUUACGUUGAUUUCCCCAAAGCUUUACCCAUCAAAGUCCAAACACUCCUCAUUUAGUAGCUAGAAGAAGGAGGAGAAGAAAGAUUAUUAAUGUAGUUUCUAGUUUUUUUUUCUUCAUGCUUUUGGAAAAAAAAAACCAUGCUUGUUUAGGUGCCUUCUUUCCAAUGUGUAGAAAGUGAAAAUAAUGAAAAUGUGUUUAGUUUAUUAA